GUGCACCCAUGGUAGCACCCAUGUGGUGUCACCCCCACAGUAGCAUGGUCCAAAAAAAUCACCAAAAAACGGCACUUGUGGGCUCGGAGGGAGUAUACCUUGCUGAGCAGGAGACGAGUGGCGUCGUUUGACUCUGCUCUCCGCUGAGACUAUUAGCCAUGUCGGUCUCUCUCUUAUCUCCUUCCACAUCUCUUCCUGCCUUCACCAGCUCCUUAUUUUCAUCUUCAACCUACGCCACCGGAAACACCACGAAGCUGUUGCAGAAGAGGAGAAGAGUAUUCACCUUCGUCCCAAAAGCUUCCGACAAGGAUGGCGACGGAAAGCCGGCGUUGAACCCCUUCGGUUUCGUCACUGACAAUCCGUCAAGCCGGAGCGCCAUCCAGCUUCCUCAGUCCCCUGCGGAGGACGGAAACGUCGGCCAAGUGCUAUCUAGGACAGAAAAUUUGGGAAGAGAGUACGGAUCAUACGUGGAAUCUGGCGGAUUCAGGUGGUUUGUCAGAGAAACAGGAUCCCCUGGAAGCAGGCGCGGAACGAUAGUCUUUCUCCAUGGAGCUCCAACGCAGUCUUACAGCUAUAGAGUUGUUAUGUCUCAGAUUGCAGAUUAUGGAUUUCACUGCUUUGCACCUGACUGGAUUGGGUUUGGCUUUAGUGAGAAGCCACGGUCGGGGAAUGGUUUUGACUACACUGAAAAAGAGUUCCAUGAACAGUUUGAUAAGUUACUUGAUGUUCUUGGAAUCACAGCCCCUUUUUUCCUUGUAGUCCAGGGAUUUCUUGUAGGCUCAUAUGGAUUAACUUGGACCCUUAAAAACCCCAACAUUGUAUCAAAACUUGUGAUCCUCAACAGUCCAUUGACACCUUCAUCUCCCAUUCCUGGUCUCUUUCAACAGCUCAGAAUUCCAUUCUUGGGUGAAUUUACUUGCCAGAAUGCAGUAAUGGCAGAGCGCUUCAUCGAAGCAGGUAGCCCUUAUGUCCUAAAACUGGAGAAGGCUGAUGUGUACAGGUUACCGUAUUUGUCGAGCAGUGGUCCUGGUUUUGGUAACUGUCAUUCUUACUGUUACUUUUCCAUUAAUUUGGUUUUGCACAUUUAACCUUAGCUUGUCUAGCAGUGACUAGUGGAGUUGUAUUCAACUAAGUAAUUUCAUUUGAGUUGAUUAAAUCAUAGAACGUGAAGAUAUUUUAUGUACAUCUAUAUUCAAAUUGCGGACGAGGCAUUUUUUUUGUGCAAUGACAAUAAUGUUGUGAGCUUCAGCUCUACUUGAUGCGGUAAAGAGAGCUAAUUUCAAGGACAUCCAAAGCCAGAUAUCAUCUGGUUUUGCCUUUGGGAGUUGGGAUAAACCAACUCUAGUGACUUGGGGAAUAUCAGAUAAGUAUCUUCCACAAUCAGUGGCUGAAGAGUUUCAAAGGGGAAAUCCCGAAUUUGUCAAGCUUAAACUGAUUGAAGGUGCAGGCCAUAUGCCGCAAGAAGACUGGCCCGAAAAAGUUGUCGAUGCCUUGAGAUCAUUUCUCUAAGCGAUGGCUUCCCGGCAUAUGAUGAAAUGGUAUGAACUUCAUGUGUUUGUCCAACUAUGAGUCAUGAUGUGUGAGACCUCACUUGUGUUGUUGGAUCAUUUUGGGUGACACAUAUAUAUGAUCAAAUGUGGUUGUCGGAACUGGUAUUACAUUUAUUGUAUGGAUCAUUUUGGGUGACACAUAUAUGAUCAAAUAGUAUGAGACCAACAUUUUGCAACAAGCCAAAACAGAAAAUGGGAUAACAUAUGCUGACAUUGCACCAAUGUAUAUCACUCAUUGAUAAGUGAUGACUAAUUGGGCAAUUAGAGUUGAUGUCAAAUAAUUUUGGAAGUAAUGG
Molecule: messenger RNA, 1846 nt
Organism: Cuscuta campestris
Lineage: Eukaryota; Viridiplantae; Streptophyta; Magnoliopsida; Solanales; Convolvulaceae
Source: the annotation of a GenBank genome assembly